GUCUGUGACUCCAACACAACUUAAAGACAGUCAAAGGUGGACAAAGUUCUGCAGAACAGCUGUGGUUUGAUGGAGGCUACAGCUAAAUGCUGCCUCCUCUAUAGUACAAUAUAAAUUUUUAUACAAUGACAUCAUUUUGAAGAGCUUUGGCUGAUGAUGGUCUUUAGUUGUUGAUGAUUGAUGAUGAGAUUAUGAGGUUAUGUUUUUGUUGUUCAUUGUGUGUUGUGUUGCUCAUUCAAGAAUUGAACCUGUUAAACAUUCAGACUUGCUUUAGAUUUCACCGCUUUAGUUAUGACGCACUUAUUUAUGAUCGUCCUACAGUCUGAUGUAGGACGAUCAUAAAUGUCAUGUGACUUCCUGAAACGAGAUUGAAGCGAAGGUGUUGAGUUUGAGUAGCAGAAAAGACAAAACGUUUAGCUUUAUUUAGACCUUAAAUUGAAUCUAAAAAAGUCGAGAUACUUGGGACAUUCAUUGGAAAUACUAACAGACUCAGACAUUUAUCACAAUUAAAGUGUCGGCUCAGCUGACCUUGAGAACUCGGACAUGUCAGCUGUAACUGCGUCACUCUGCUCCACUUUGCUGUUUGUCGGCUUCUUCGUGUUUGUCUCUGCAGAUGAAAUCAUCACAGCUGAGUUUGGACAGGACGUCACUCUGACAUGUCGAGCUCCAAACAACAACAUCAUAAAUGUAGAGUGGAGCAGAGCUGACCUGGGAGAUGAAUAUGUCCUUGUGUUCCGGGAUGGGCACUUUCUUACAGACAACCAGCAUCCAUCUUUUAAGAACCGGGUGGAUCUGCAGGACAGACAGAUGAAGGAUGGAGACGUGUCUUUGAUUCUGAAGGAUGUGACGAUUAAUGACACUGGAACAUACGAGUGUCGUGCCCAGAGAGAAGGAGACAAUAUGAAGCUCGUCAACAUCUUCAACCUUCAUGUUGAUCCUCCAGGUCAGACAGGAGGACAAGAGAAGGAUGAAGACAACAAAGAUGGAAGGAAGAAAAAUGGAGUAAAGAAGAAGGAUUUACCUGUCGUACUGAUGUGCUUCUUGUUGCUGCUGCUGUUUUCUUGAUCUACAGAAAAUAUAGAAAAGGCUCAGUAUUCUGUUGGACAUCAGCCCGUUUCAGGCGUCUCAGGGUUUCGUACAGAUAACUGUGAGACUCCUGCUGCUAUUUCAAACCGUUAGUGUUGACUUUCAGAAUGUGGAAAAAAAGUGAGAUUUAGCUUUAGAGUUCAAAUAUGUCCCGAAUUUAGUUUCAGGUAACACUUUGUAAUAACCAUUAUUAAUAAAUGAUGAAUUGCUAUUUACCUUAAGUUCAUCAAAGUUAUCAUUAAACAAUAAAAUCAGAAUUCAUAGACAACAAACAUUAACUCUAUUUAUUAAUGUUUGCUGUUGGUCCUGUCCUGGUGGACUAAACCUCACACUCAGUGACAGCUGGAAUCGGCUCCAGCCCUGUUGAACUGAAUUUCACCAGCGAACGAGAAACUAGGAAAUUUACUUCUUCACAAAUAGUUGGUUUAGAAACAAGAUCCAACUUUUACCAAAAAGUCCAGAUAAUCCUCACAGAUGUUGUUUAUGAAAGCAUGUACUGUAUAAGUAGGCAGAUUGAUAACUCGUUACAUUGUGUGUUUACAUUUAUUAGAGAUGGUUAUUAGAACGUUUUACAAGACUUAAUUUUUCAUUUCAUCAAACCUGUUCAGACUGUGUUAGUGUCUGUCUGAGCUCUCUGUCAGCGACUCUGUGAUCCACAGUGUUUGUUCCUCUUCAUUCAUUUUUCACAGGAUUGAUUAAGACCAUGUAAAACAGUAUUACAAACUAAACCUUACAUUAAAUUAGUGUUACAGUACAGCUUCUUUACACUGUGCAAGAAUUCAAUGUACAAGAUUUUACAGUUUUGUAAAAUACUCUACAUGUGUGAGUAUAUUUGUUUCCUUUUUCUGUUCAGCAGCUGUUUGUAAGAUCAAACUUGUUCUGUGAGGAUUGAGCUGCACAAACUGAUACUCAGGUAGAGAUCAGCUGUCACAGAAUAAUUACAGUCACUGACUAAAUCAAAUGACAUGACAAACACUGUAUAAAAUAAUCCGAACAACAUAGCAAAUACUGUGAAUUAUAAGGAAUCAAUAAUCGGAGUGUGAAGGAUGCACUGAUCUGCUACAGUUGAAAGACACCUCAAAAACAUUUUGUUACAUAAAAUUAGGUAGAGCUUUUUUCCGUUGUCAUGUAUUGAGUAUUUGGGUCUUUUCCUUCUUUAUAUUAUUCACCUUUAGAUGAUGUUACUUUUUUAACAAAAUAAAUAAGUUUGUGGAUGUUUUUAAGUGAAGCCAGUUUAUCAAAUUUUACAGUUUACAAAGUGUUCUGGGCAAUAAACUCCAACUGUAUAGAUGCAGAGUCAGAUAUUCAUUUCUCUAAAUCUGUAUCACAAAGCUUAUUACAUAUUUGUUGCUUUGUAGCCAAGUCAUUUUAUUAUUGUAUUAUCAGUAUUGUAAUGUUCUUCAUCAACGUUGUUUUUUUUUCAUGCUUUUCUGUUUUCAUUUGAACUUUUGAAUGUUUCUUGUAAAGUUUGUCAUGAGCAACAACAAAUAAUUCAACAAAAUAAAACCAGAAAAAUGUCCAUUAUGCACAGAGCCUUGAUCAAAUUUCAG
Oreochromis niloticus (Nile tilapia) is the source of this 2636-nucleotide messenger RNA. RefSeq names its product coxsackievirus and adenovirus receptor-like. Bases 544 to 1065 code for a protein of 173 amino acids. The transcript is spliced from 3 exons. Gene Ontology annotation, biological process: T cell receptor signaling pathway; regulation of cytokine production. Gene Ontology annotation, molecular function: signaling receptor binding. The record is from RefSeq and is a predicted model, not a curated record. Gene Ontology annotation, cellular component: external side of plasma membrane. NCBI's taxonomy places the organism in Eukaryota, Metazoa, Chordata, Actinopteri, Cichliformes, Cichlidae.